AGUGCCAUAAAACAUUUCAUAAAACUAAAACUAAAACUUAGAAGAUGGACGUUAUUUCGACGAUCUAUUCUUUUCAAUCACUUCACUGUGUAUUGAAAAUUACAUUGUUCUUCUCUAUCUAUUAUUCCCCAGAAUAUACAACAACCUGACAAGACUCAAGUCUACUGCCGGUCAAAUCUGUCUUGCAUCUCACCAACAGUCCUAACCACUUGGACCAUGAGGAAAGACUUGAGCAUCUGGAACACCGAGACUCGCCAAUUCGUUAUCCUGAAUCCAGUGGGCGUGCACACCCACUUCAAAUAGUUCUCCCGACAUCCAGCAAUUUCGAACACAAACCGACACCCAUUUCGAUAGCAUUCAGGAUGAGAUUCAACAGUUGGAAAGGCUACGUAACCCCUUUCCUUUUCACCUGCUUGUUUCUGUACGCCGGGGCUGAGACGAGGAACUUCCUGAUCCUCCACUCUUCCAAAGACGGGCUGAGGGAGCUGAGGAUUUCACACAGGAGCAAACAACUCAUGGAGACGACAGAUGGCAGCCCUCUCUCCACCGGAAGUUUGGCCUUCACGAGAGUCACCGAUGGUUUCCGAUUGGUGGAGAGCGUCUAUCGCUUUGGCCUACUUACAGACUGCGUGGUGAGUACUUCGAGGAGAGAUAUUCGUUCGUUCAUAUCCGAGUUCACUCGAGUACUGCCGGGGAAAUUCGACUCGACCGUUGACGAGAUCGCAACGGUUUACCAUAAUAGCACACACGCCAGAGAUUUCGAUUUCGACAUCAAAUCUGGGAACGGAAAUUCUACAGCAGACGUAGAUAGCGUUAUCUCUCUACCUCAUACUUCAGACUCACACUCAAACAAUAACGGACUACACAACGCUAAUGAUGAAACAACAUUUCUGCCAAGCUUAGGCGCGUCAUCAUCAACAACAACAACAACAACAACAACAACAACAAUAACAACAACAACAACAACAACACCACAGUGGAAGCUGUCAGCCAAACUGUCCUCAAACAAACACCACAAGGAAUUCCUCAACAAAUACCGGGACCUGAUGAGAAUUCGGAAGAGAGUUCGAGAAUGUCAACGCUUCCAUGAGGAGGCGGAGUACCGCCUGCUCGUCCUCUCCUCUCCUUCCGUCUCUCCAUCCAUCUCGUCAGAAGUGACGGCUGCGAAUGUGUCGAAUUCUCGAGGAGAGAAAAUGUACCCCACGUUUGAGAAUAUUUUUACCAACGCGGAAGAACGCGAUUCGUUUCUGGAAGAAAUGGGUCUUCGACAACACAGCGGGACACCGAAACAUCGGGCCCAGAAUCUACCUCAACGUCGUAAUCAUAAAAACCCGCGUCAUAAUCAUCAUCGUCAUCGUCAUCACCGAAAGCAGUCUCAUCAUCACCAAAAUCGUCCCAAUGGCCCAGAAAGGCGUAGAGGUCACGAUGCAGAAACAACAGAAAAACACCAGAGUUCUUACGUAUCUUUUGAUACAUUUUCUGCGAGAAAAGACAAUAAUAAAGACAGCGAAAAUAUACCGCUACCAUCACCUCCAUUAUCAACUGAUUCCUCUUUGACGAGUUUGAAAGCAGCACACUCAUCGUUUUCAUCGACGUUGCCCCUGUCGUCAUCAUCAUCAUCAUCA
Aplysia californica (California sea hare) is the source of this 1625-nucleotide messenger RNA. Its product is annotated as myb-like protein A. The record is from RefSeq and is a predicted model, not a curated record. NCBI's taxonomy places the organism in Eukaryota, Metazoa, Mollusca, Gastropoda, Aplysiida, Aplysiidae.